UCUGUCAAUUGUAUUUUUUUACGUAAUUCUUUUGAUAGAGAAAAACAUUACCGAAAAAGAAAUUGUUUCAAUCGGCACGUUGGAAUAAAAACGAACACAAUGAAAGUAGACCCAAAAGAUGUGCCGGAGCCAAAAUUUGGCAAAACAGCAUUGGAAUUAUUGGACAGUAGAAGCGCAGAACCACCAAGCUUAGCAUCAAAAUAUGGUGUUCAAGCUUCCUUAGGUUUUUUGGGAGGUCUUGUUCAUGUUGUAAAAAACUGGACUUACAAACGACCAUUGAUAGCUGGUGCUUAUUUGUAUCCAAUUUAUGCCGCCGUGGGUUGGUCCGCUGGGCAAUUGUGGAGAAACCAACGUGAAGCAUAUUGGGCAGACCGAGAUGCCAUGUUACGACAUUAUAUUCAAUUGCAUCCAGAUGACUUCCCGCCACCAGAACGCAAAAAGUAUGGAGAUAUUUUGCUUGAAUGGACCCCAAUUCGUUAAAUAGUAUCCAUUGUCCUUGUGCACGCAUUCGCUGAUCGGCAUCGAUGCGAUUUAAUAGUUUAAAUGUAUAAAAUUUACUUGAAAUCGAUAAUAAAAAUUCACAUUAUGGAA
Molecule: messenger RNA, 591 nt
Organism: Contarinia nasturtii (swede midge)
Lineage: Eukaryota; Metazoa; Arthropoda; Insecta; Diptera; Cecidomyiidae
Gene: ND-B14.5B
Product: NADH dehydrogenase [ubiquinone] 1 subunit C2
Exons: 3
Coding region: 100-480 (126 amino acids)
Biological process (GO): mitochondrial electron transport, NADH to ubiquinone
Cellular component (GO): mitochondrial inner membrane
Source: RefSeq, a predicted model, not a curated record